GCUCAGGGCGUUUCUGCAAACUUGGUGCCUAGCUCUCGUGUGCUUUGUGAUGACAGCCUCCGCCCUCUACCUGCCCGCUCUCUCUGACCGGGUGCCGCAGUUGCACAAUAUCGUGCAUUCCCUAGAAAAAGAUCGCCACCCGUCUCCCGUGGUCAAGCGGGCAUCUGACCGCGCUUUUGGUUCCUUCUACCGGAUGAUGGCAAGACACAACCGCUACAGAGACGACCAGGUUUUUGUGGAGAAAAUGUUUCGGCUUUUUGACAUGAAUU
Messenger RNA from Aplysia californica (California sea hare), 269 nucleotides. RefSeq lists its product as uncharacterized. Gene Ontology annotation, molecular function: calcium ion binding. Lineage: Eukaryota; Metazoa; Mollusca; Gastropoda; Aplysiida; Aplysiidae. The record is from RefSeq and is a predicted model, not a curated record.